AUGGCUCCAGUACCAGUAUAUGUUAAAGGUGGUAUAUGGACUAACUUGGAAGAUCAGAUUGUAAAAGCUGCUAUACAAAAAUAUGGUACGCAUCAAUGGAGCAAGAUCGCAUCUUUACUACAAAAAAAGUCCGCUAGACAGUGUGAAAUCAGAUGGAACGAGUAUUUGAAUCCCAAAUUAAACUUCACCCCAUUCACUAAGGAUGAGGACACGAAGCUGCUGGACUUAGCUAGGAAAUUACCGAACCAAUGGAGAUCUAUCGCAGAUGCUAUGGGCCGCACGGCGCAGGCAUGCAUCGACCGUUACAACAGACUCUUAGAGGGCGAUAAUGAUGACAGCUCCGACCUUAGACUUGGUUCUUCGAUCGAUUUCAAAGUGGGAGAUCUUAACCCGAAGUCAGAGACUUUGGUAGCGAAACCCGAUGAUGUUGAAUUAGCUGAUGAUGAGAGAGAAAUGCUUGCAGAAGCUAGAGCUCGUUUAUUGAAUACUCAAGGUAAGAAAGCAACUAGGAAGAUUAGAGAGCGGAUGCUUGAGGAGUCCAAAAGGAUCGCACAGCUGCAAAAAAGAAGAGAAUUGAAACAGGCUGGGGUCAAAACAGGUAUUAGGCCGGGGAAAAAGAAAUAUUCGACGGAAUUGGAUUAUAAUGUCGACGUUGUGUAUGAGCAAGCGCCACCUUCAGGUAUCUAUGAUACCUCCGAAGAAGACGUGCGAUUAACUAGGGAAUUCAAAAAUUUUGAGUCCAAUGUCGAACGAAAAGGCCUAAAGGACAAAUCGAAUUUGCCAAAAAGUCAUAAGAAGGAAAAACAGGCUCGAUCAGAUAGAACGCAAACUGUAUCUACAGUUCAGGCAAGAGAUGGAUCUGUUUUGACCAAUGACUAUAAGAAACCGGUUCUUUCUCUCCCGAUGCCAGGAACAAAAAGACCUGCUGUUGAAGAAAAAUUUGAAACGAAGAGGAUGAAAUUGCUGGAGAAUACUUUGACUGGUGCAGUUUUCAAAGAGAAUACAGAGACAAAAUUGUUAGUACCAGAAAAAAUAAAGAAGGAAGAACAAAAUAUUAGCAUCAACCACAUCGUCAAAAGUACGAAAUCCAUUAGGAAUCUUUUUGCAGAGCUCCCAAAACCCAAGAACGAUUUUGAAAUUGCUCUAGACGAUGAAGAAGACGAAGAAAGCAGGAAUCAUGAUGAGUUUAGGGAAGAAGAAAGUAACAAAGAAGACCUGCAUUUAAGUGGAGAAAUCUCAACACCAAAGGAAAUUGCAUUAAAAUUACAAUGCUUGAAUACUCAGAAAGAUGAUUUGCCUCCUUUAAGAGAAAAUCCAAAGAAUUCUUUCGAUCAAACCUAUAAUGAACUGAUUGCCUGUUCGAUGCUUAAUGAGCCGUAUAUUCAAAGUCAUGACAUUGAGCCUUAUUUAGAAGCAGUUGAAAUGGAGAUUGAAAAAUCAAAACCACUGACUGCUCGCACUGUGUCGAUCGCGGAAGAGCUACCCUCCCAAGUACAACUUUCGGAAUCGAUAAGGAAAAAAAUGACCACAAUAAAGAAUCUGCAGGAGGAAUUGGCCUAUCUAGACCCCCUUAUAGUCCGCAAUGACGCAAUAUCGCGGCAGGUCUGCGGCCAACAGUUGCCUACUUUGCGGUCUCUCCAACUCAAACAUUACGUUUACUAUAAGAUGUAUUUGAAUGAAUCUGAAGGAAUACUACAAAGAAGGAAACGCAUCAAGCACGACGCAACAACGUCAACAGAGUAG
Zygotorulaspora mrakii is the source of this 1743-nucleotide messenger RNA. RefSeq names its product Cef1p (gene CEF1). Gene Ontology annotation, cellular component: Prp19 complex; spliceosomal complex. The transcript has a single exon. Gene Ontology annotation, biological process: mRNA splicing, via spliceosome. Bases 1 to 1743 code for a protein of 580 amino acids. The record is from RefSeq and is a predicted model, not a curated record. NCBI's taxonomy places the organism in Eukaryota, Fungi, Ascomycota, Saccharomycetes, Saccharomycetales, Saccharomycetaceae.